UCUUGUUGUUGGAUGAAAAGUCAAAGUUUUUGGUAAUAGUAGAUUAUAGUUAAUUGCAGCAAACAUUGUUGUACCAAUUACAAGUAAGAACACUAGCAAAAGAGAGAGGGACAGAAAUCACAGAUCAUUCUUGUUUGCAAAUUACUCUUAGCAUUCAACAGAUUUCAGAAAUGGAGAUUGGCUUAGCAGUUGGUGGUGCAUUUCUGAAUGUUCUGUUUGAUAGGCUUGCUCGUCGGGUUGAGCUGCUCAAGAUGUUUCAUGAUGAUGGGCUUUUAGAGAAGCUGGGGAACAUUUUGGUUGGUCUUCAGAUUGUGCUGAGUGAUGCAGAGAAUAAGCAGGCAUCAAAUCAACUCGUGAGACAGUGGCUUAAUAAGCUUCAGAGUGCUGUGGACUCUGCUGAAAACUUAAUGGAACAAGUUAAUUAUGAGGCUUUGAAGCUUAAAGUGGAAGGUCAACAUCAAAAUCUUGCAGAGACAUGUAACCAGCAAGUAUUUCGAUUUUUUUCAGAGUGCUGUGGACGGCGCUUGAGUGAUGAUUUUUUUCUUAACACAAAGAAGAAGUUGGAAGACACCAUUAAAAGUUUGGAGGAGUUAGAAAAGCAAAUUGGUCGACUUGGCUUACAGAGGUAUUUCGAUUCGGGUAAGAAACUAGAAACUAGAACACCUUCAACUUCUGUGAUUGAAUCUGAUGUCUUUGGUAGGCAGAAUGAAAAAAAGGAAUUGAUUGACCUUUUAUUGUCCAAGGAUGCAAGUGAAAAAAAUCUGACUGUUGUCCCUAUUGUUGGAAUGGGGGGCGUGGGUAAGACAACACUUGCUAAAGCUGCUUACAAUGAUGAGAAGUUGCAAAGCCAUUUUAAUUUGACAGCUUGGUUUUGUGUGUCUGAGCCAUAUGAUGCUUUCAGAAUAACAAAAGGGUUACUUCAAGAUAUUGGCUCAUUUGACUUAAAGGAUGACGAUAAUCUUAAUCGGUUACAAGUCAAGUUGAAGGAAAAACUAAAUGGAAAAAGGUUUCUCAUUGUUCUAGAUGAUGUGUGGAAUGACAACUACAAUGAGUGGGAUGACUUGAGGAAUAUUUUUGUUCACGGAGAUAUUGGAAGUAAGAUCAUUGUGACGACACGUAAAGAGAGUGUUGCCUUGAUGAUGCGAUCUGAGCAAAUUAGCAUGGACACCUUGUCUAUUGAUGACUCUUGGUCUUUAUUUAAAAGACAUGCAUUUGAAAACAUGGACCCUAUGGAACAUCCGGAACUUGAAGAGGUCGGGAAAAAAAUUGCAGCUAAGUGCAAAGGACUGCCCUUAGCUCUGAAGACGCUCGCUGGCUUGUUACGCUCCGAAUCAGAGGUUGAAGGGUGGAGACGUAUUUUGAGAAGUGAAAUAUGGGACCUGUCAAACAAUGACAUAUUACCAGCGUUGAUGUUGAGCUACGAUGAACUUCCCCCAUAUUUAAAGCCAUGCUUUUCCUAUUGUGCAAUAUUUCCUAAAGAUUAUCCAUUUAGGAAAGAACAAGUUAUUCAUCUGUGGAUUGCUAAUGGUCUUGUAGUACCACGGGGAGAUGAAAGAAUUCAAGAUUUAGGCAACCAAUUCUUUCUCGAGUUGAGAUCAAGAUCAUUAUUCGAAAGGGUCCGAAAUCCUUUUCAAGGGAACACAGAGGAAUUCUUAAUGCAUGACCUUGUCAAUGAUUUAGCCCAAAUUGCAUCUUCAAAAGUUUGUGUCAGGCUGGAAGAGUGCCAAGGAUCUCAUAUGUUGGAUCGAAGUCGGCACUUGUCUUAUUCAAUGGGACUAGGUGGUGGCUUUGAGAAAUUGACACCCGUCUAUAAAUUGGAGCAGCUGAGGACAUUUCUUCCAAUCAAUAUCCAGGGCCUUUGGGGAAUUAAGCUAAGCGAGAGGGUGCUGCAUAACAUACUGCCAAGUCUAACAUCUUUAAGGGCAUUAUCAUUGUCUCAUUACUGGAUUAAGGAGUUGCCAAAAGAUUUGUUUAUCAAAUUAAAGCUUCUGAGAUUUUUGGACCUUUCUCGGACAAAAAUUACAAAAUUGCCCAAUUCUAUCUGUGCAUUGUAUAACUUGGAGAUAUUUCUCCUGUCAUCUUGUGAUGAUCUUGAGGAGCUACCGCCGCAGAUGGAAAAGUUGAUCAAUUUGCGGCAUCUUGACAUUAGCAACACUUCUUGCUUGAAGAUGCCGCUACAUCUGAGCAAGUUGAAAAGCCUCCAAGUGCUAGUGGGAGCUGAAUUUCUUUUAGGUGGCCCCUGUGGUUGGAGAAUGGAAGAUUUGGGUGAAGCACAUUGCUUGUAUGGAUCUCUAUCAAUUUUAGAGCUGCAAAAUGUGUUUGAUAGAAGGGAAGCUCAGAACGCAAACAUGAGGGAGAAGUAUCAUGUUGAAAAGUUAUCGUUGGAGUGGAGUGAAAGUAAUGCUGACAAUUCACAAACUGAAAGAGACAUACUUGAUGAGCUAUGCCCACACACAAAUAUAAAAGCACUCCAAAUCUCCGGAUAUAGAGGGACACAAUUUUCAAAUUGGCUAGCUGAUCAUUCGUUUCUUAAGCUGCUAGUACAAUUGUCUCUUAGCAACUGCAAGGACUGUUUUUCCUUGCCAGCACUAGGACAACUUCCUUGUUUGAAAUUCCUUUCCAUUAAAGAGAUGCUUCGAAUAACAGAGAUAACGGAGGAAUUCUAUGGUAGUCCGUCCUCCAAAAAGCCUUUUAACUCUCUUGAGGAGCUUGUAUUUGCAAAGAUGCCGGAGUGGAAGCAGUGGCACGUACUAGGGAACGGAGAGUUUCCUGCACUUCGGAACCUUUCAAUUGAAGAUUGCCCCAAGUUGGUUGGGAAGUUCACCGAGAAUCUUUGUUCUCUGACAAAGUUGAGAAUCUCAAGAUGUCCUGAACUCAAUUUGGAGACACCCAUCCAACUUUCAAGUUUAAAAAGUUUUCGAGUUACUGGUUCUCCUAAGGUUGGAGUUCUUUUUGAUGACGCUGAACUGUUUACAUCCCAACUUGUGGGAAUGAAACAGAUUGUUCUUUUAGAAAUUAGUGGUUGUGACUCUCUUACCUCAUUACCUAUUAGCAUUCUGCCGAACUCCUUGAAGACAAUAAGGAUAGGUCAUUGCCGGAAAUUUCAAAUGGGGGCAUCAGAUAGUAGUAGUAAGAUGAUAUCUAACAUGUUUCUGGAGGAAUUGGAUCUGGUUGAAUUUGAGUCGGUCCCAAGAGCACGAUAUUUGAGGGUAAUUAGUUGCCACAAUCUUACUAGGUUUUUGAUUCCUAAUGGGGGGACUGAAAGACUCCAGAUUAUGUUUUGUGGGAAUCUUGAAAUACUACUUUCGAUGGCAUGUGCGACCCAGAUGACGUCACUGAGUAUUUUCGGAUGCAAAAAGCUGAAGCGGCUGCCAGAAUGUAUGCAGGAACUCCUUCCAUCUCUUAAGGAACUGCGACUGUUUCUUUGUCCAGAAAUAGAGCCCUUUCCUGAUGGAGGAUUACCCUUCAAUUUACAAUACCUUGAGAUCAGGGAUUGCGAGAAACUGGUGAACGGACGAAAGGAGUGGCGCUUACAGAGACUCCUCUCUCUCAGAGAGUUAGUCAUCUUCCACAAUGGCAGCGACGAAGAGAUUGUUGGUGGUGAGAAUUGGGAGUUGCCUUACUCUAUUCAAAGUCUUACCAUACGCAAUCUGAAAACAUUAAGCAGCCAACUUCUCAACAGCCUCACCUCUCUUGAAUCUCUAUGGACUCGUAAUUUACCUCAAGUUCAGUCACUGCUGGAAGAAGGGCUUCCCUCCUCUCUUUCUGAGCUAUGUUUAUACGACCAUCAUGAGCUCCAUUCAAUACCGACCGAAGGUCUUCGGCACCUCACUUCACUUCGAUGUCUAGUGAUCAACCAGUGCCCUAAUAUCCAAUCACUUGCAGAAUCAGCGCUGCCCUCCUCCCUGUCUGAGCUGACAAUCAAGCAUUGCCCUAAUCUCCAUUCACUUCCCGAAUCAUCGGUUCCCUCUUCCCUUUCUGAGCUGACAAUUAAACAUUGCCCUAAUCUCCAAUCACUUCCCGAAUCAUCGCUUCCCUCCUCCCUUUCUGAGCUGACCAUCAAGCAUUGCCCUAAUCUCCAAUCACUUCCCAAAUCAGCUCCCUCCUCCCUCUCUAAGCUGACCAUCGAGAAUUGCCCUAAUCUCCAAUCCCUUCCAUUAAAAGGGAUGCCCUCUUCCCUCUCUAAACUAUCUAUUCGCAACUGCCCAUUGCUCAAACCACUAGUAAAAUUUGACAAGGGGGAGUACUGGCCAGAAAUCGCUCACUUCUCCAACAUAAAUAUUGAUGGCGAAUACCUUUGAUGAUUAAAACCAAAUGGUGCUCUCACAAAUUGUGGAGCGUCUAUUUCUCAAACUGUGUCUUGAAUUCAACGAGGGGGCUUACUGCCAAAAAUUGCUCAUAUUUCCACCAUAAAUAUAGAAUGGGAGUACUUGUAUGAUUAAAACGAGGGGUGCUCCGAUAGAUUGAAGCUGAGGAAGCAUCUUCAGAUCAAGAUGAAAUCUUUACAUUUACACCAAAACAUCGAAAAAGAAAUCUACUUUAGAUGAAAGUAUGAUUCGCCAUCAUGAAAGCUGUUCGGCUUUGUUCUGCAUUUUGUCGUCUCUUCUAUAGAGAUAAAGGGUCCAACAAAUGCAACCUCACUUUCUCAAUGAGGUCCAACAUGCAAUCAAUUUGCGCCAGAGAUGAAUUUAAGGCUAAUAAAAUGGACAGGCGUAUCAUGAUGUAUUAACACAAACAAUGGAGAAGCCAUCAGUUCUUGAUUAAUAGAGGUCAAUUGGCAACUUGGCUCCCUUCACGUUGCUUUGUUCUUCUAUCGAAUGCAAAGCUCUAAUAGAAUUCAAAGGAUUUUGGUAACAAUAUGUGUAUGCUGUUACAACACUUAGCUCAGUUGGUAAAAGGAAAUUUCUGCUGCAAUUCUCUAUUAAAUAGAAAGUCACUCGAAUGUGAUCUGACAGCAAAACAACGGGUUCAUUGGGUCAUAGAAUCUUCAGCUGAUGGAGCAAGUCCUGCAACUGCUACCGCCGAUCAAUCUGGGAACCUGUCAUUAGAUGUCAAAUCCAAUGUUGUACGGAAGGACCGCACGUGAUUCAACUUUUUGGCAUGGUCGAAUUUGUCCAAUCGGAAAGCCUCUGGUGUAUUGCUUCAAUAUAAGUAUUUCCUUGCAUACCUUCUAAUUAUUGUUCAAGAUGCAUGUGUAUACAUGUACAUAUAGGUUUCUCUCCUUUUCAGUUGUAUACCUUCUAAUUAUCGUUCACGAUGGGGGUGUGUGUGUGUUUAUUUCGUGCUUGCAGUCCUAUAUGCAAAUGUUUGGGAUUUCUCUGUGUACUUUUUUCUUUUAUAUGAGCUAUGAAGGAAGCCUUGGAGGAAGUGGUAAAGUUGCUGCCAUGUGACCAGGAGGUCGCGGGUUCAAGCCGUAGAAAUAGCACCUUGCAGAAAUGUAAGGUGAGGCUGCGUUAAACAAACCCUUGUGGUCCGGCUCUUCUCCAGACCCCGCGCAUAGCUAGAGCUUCUAAGUCGCAUGACCAACUGAGAAGCUUCUAUGGACCCUGUGCAUAGUUGGAGCUUAAUGCACCGGACUGCCCUUUUUGGUAGCGAUAAUGAGUUGUGCAGAUCCGAGAUUAGCAUACUGUGCAUGUGAUCAUGUAAAAAUUUUCUGGUAUGAACUGAAAAACUGUUUUCAAGUAAAAGGAAAAGUAAUUGCAGUUGUUGUCUUCUAUAAAAUUAUUGUUUGUUGAUCUUUCCAA
This is a messenger RNA of Capsicum annuum, 5744 nucleotides long. RefSeq names its product putative disease resistance RPP13-like protein 1. Gene Ontology annotation, molecular function: ADP binding. The record is from RefSeq and is a predicted model, not a curated record. The transcript has 7 exons. Bases 171 to 4301 code for a protein of 1376 amino acids. Gene Ontology annotation, biological process: defense response to other organism. Lineage: Eukaryota; Viridiplantae; Streptophyta; Magnoliopsida; Solanales; Solanaceae.